GAGCCCGUUAAAUAAAUGGAGGCGAAGAGUAGUAAAUUCCGUGGCCACCCUCCACCCCCCACUUCCCACGACCACGUCGUACCACUGAAGGCCCCACCGUUGCAGUCCUCGCUUGCCUCGGCGACCUCCCGAAAGAACCGCGGUGGUCCUGCGGCGGCCGUCCGCCAUACGGUCAAGUUUAAGGAGCAGUCCGACCAGGACAUUCUCGUGGUCACCGUCGAGCCACCUUCGCCGAUCAGCCCCAGUCCGGAACCGCGCUUCCACCUGCCACCGGUCCCACCCCCACCCUCGGGAACUCCCCACCCCCAAGUGGGCGCGAAAAAGGCCAAAACAGGUACAAAAAAGACCACCGACAACGAGUCCACCACCAAGAGGAAGGCUGUCUCCGUUGGCGGCCAUAAGCCGCGCCUUUCGGAAGGAUGCACUUCGUUGAUGUACGCCUGCCAGCAGGGGCUUACCGAGGAAAUUGUUAAGGAGCUGCGCGAAAAGCCCGACGCGGUCCACCGGCGGGACCGGAACAACCGGGGGGCGCUCCACUACGCGACCAGUUCACGGGACAUUGUGGCCGCGGCCAGCGUCGCGAUGGUGGCCCCCGAGCUGAUCGAGUCGGCCGACGAGGACGGCUUCACGCCGCUCCAUCUGGCCGUCAUCCAGGGCAACCUGCAGCUGGUCAACCUGCUGCUGGCGAACGGGGCCGACGUGAACGCCCUGGACAACGAGGGACACUCGGUGGUGCACUGGGCUACCGUAUGUGGCGAAGUGGAAGCUCUGCGGUCGGUUCUGAACGCCGGUGCUGACGUGUCUACGCCGGACAUCAACGGGGGCAGUCCGCUGCACUAUGCGGCACAGAUGUGCGGAGCAAACUACGAGGGCAAAACGGCUCGUGCUUCGGCCAAACUGGCGCUGGAAAUCCUAAACACGCUGCUAGCCCAUCCGGACACUUCGGUCGAAGUGGAAGACAAGGACGGGCGGCAGCCGCUGCUGUGGGCGUCCUCGGCCGGUUCUGCCAAAGCUGUGCUGGCUUUAAUCAAAGCCGGUGCGCACGUCGAGAGUGCGGACAAGGACGGAUUGACGGCCCUGCACUGUGCGGCUUCGCGGGGUCACACGGAAUGCAUCGAUACGUUGAUUAACUUGUGCGGUGCUCACACGGACCAAAUCGAUUCGAACGGUUGUACGGCGUUGCAUUAUUCGGUGACCUUGGGUCAUGCGGACGCGACUUCGUUGCUUCUGAAGCUCGAUGCCGAUCCGAACCGGCAAGAUCGUAAAGGUCGCACCCCCGCGCACUGUGGUUGUGCCAAGGGCCAGAUGGAGACGGUCAAGAUACUGCACAUGAAGAAGGGUAACCUGUGGCUGCGGAACGCCAAGGGGGACUUUCCGGUACACGAUGCAGCGAGCUCUGGGCGGAGACAGCUGGUGCAGUGGCUGCUGCAGAUGAAACCGAAGCACAUCAACACACCCAGCAAUGACGGAAGGACGCUGCUGCAUACGGCCGCUGGCCAUGACAACGUGGACAUGUGUAAGCUUCUGUUGGAACUCGGCGCCGAGAUCAACAACCUGUACCGGCCAAAUUCGAAAAGUGCCCCCCUUACACCGCUGGAUUAUGCCCUGGCCAAAGGUUUCCGCUCGACCGCCAAGUUCCUCCAGAUGCAAGGUGGCCUUCCGGCGAACAAGCUACGCCUGUCCAGCCGACAGCAGAAGAUCCUUCCCGAUAUCGACAAGGUCGAGCCACUCAAGCUUACGGAAAAGGAGGAACUGAUCGACCUCAAAACAUCCAAGCGCUACAUCGUGUACAUGAACUCCAACACGGACUCGGACAGUCAGGCUGCCGAAGACGAUCGGUCCCACCGGAAGAGUCGUCACAAGCGGAAAGGAAGCCACCGAGCUCGGCGAACUAGCAGCUGCAGCGAUACCGUCUACCUGUUCAAGGAGGGAGCGGCUGACAUCAGUCGAUCCCGAAGUAACGUAGAGUUGAACCGAAGUCACCACCACCAUCACCACAGCAAGGGACGACGCAGCAGCUCAUCAUCGUCCAUCACAAGUGAAUCGUCCUCCGAAGAUUGCUGCCGACACACGCGGAGAAAGCAUCGCUGCUACCGAAAGUGUUCCUCGUCCAAAAGUUCCCGAUCGAAAGACCGCUCGUCACAUCGCCGGGAGGAAUCCAAAGAGGCAAAGGAACUCAAAGAGUACGAGUUUAUGUACGCGGAAAAACGCGAAGCCGGUCCUCGGAAGCCCGGCGAACGUUGUGGGAGGAUAGUGCUAAAGCAGGUGCACAGCGGUUCAUCGGAGAACGACUCGAUGGGAGAGUCCGGACGCGGUGGAACGCUCAAACUGAACAAGAACGGAAAGCCAUCCUCACUGUUGACGGUACCGUCGGAGAUGCUGGGCGGUUCCGGAGGCAACGGGGACGGUCUGGAGGAACAAUCACUGCCCAAAACACCACCGCGAGCGGAGUUCAACAUUAGGAAAGAGUCUGACACAAAAUCGGACGGAAAAUCAUCGGAAUCGUCGGGUGGAAAGAAGUUGCACAAAAAGGGCAAGAACGGGAAGAAGUUGAAAAAAGAUGGUAAAACAACGGGGAAAAAGACAGACUCACCGAGUGAAGAGGAGCAGAAAGCCGGAACGAUGCAGGGUGAAAAAGUGGUAACGGAAGCACAGGUACAUCCAACGCCGGAAGUGAUGGCCAAGUCGACGGAGGAUGAUGGCGCAGCGACGGAUGCAACGUAUACGGUCGAUCAGAAAACCAAGUCGGAUUUUGAAGGUUUGAGCGAAACGGAAACUAGUGCAGGGAAGGGCGUCGCAAAGAUGAAGAGCAAAGCGAGCCCAGAGACGAUAGCGGAAGCAAAAGACGAAUCCGUGCAGGAGGUUCCUGUGGUCCCUUUAGAAGUGCACGAGGAGAUGGCACCUCCAAAAAAGGACCGACCAAAGCUAAAGUCAAGCAAAGACAGCAAAUCAAGCAAAUCCAAGUCUGACUCGUCGGAGAAGGAGAUGCCAAAGCUCAAGUUGAAGCCUAAGGAAAGGGAAGUGCCCGCUCCAGCGCCUCCUCCAUCACCACCGCCACCUCCUCCACCACCACCGGAACCCGAACCAGAACCCAUACAAGAGCCAGAACCUGUCGUCGAGCAACUCUCAAUCGCUGAACCUGAAUCGAACCCCAUUGAGGAGAAACCUCCCGAGCCAGAACCAACACCGGAUGAGGCCAUUGUCCCACAAGAACCCGAACCCAUCGUUGUCAUCGAGCCAGAGCCAGGAUCUCCAGCGGCCGAGGAAUCGCCAACGGAGGAGAAAAGUUCGGAGGCCGAAGAGUCACCGUCAAAGUCGAGCGAGGAAGCUACGGUACCCGGUACGGAAGAGGAAACGACGAAGCAGACUGAACACGAGGUACCAUCGACUCCGGCACCGGCGCCAGCGGAGGAAUCGCCCAAAAAGGUCAGCUUUGACAAGGAGCAGCGACCCAAGCUGAAACGGUCCACCGAAUCGCUGAUGGAGCAGGUCGAGGAGGAGGAAGUGCGCACGGAAGACGAUGCUGUGGUUCCACUGGCGGUGGCGGCCGCGGUCGAUCAAGAAAAGGUCGACAUGACGAGAAGCUUCUUUGUGAGUUUGGACGAGGGUGGGGAGGGUGCUGGUGGAAUCAGUUCCGGUGAUUUGGAAGAAAAGAAAAAGCGAAAGUUGAAGAAGAAGAGUCGCUCGAAGGAGGGUGACGACGAUGCGCAAAACAGCAAAGAUCAGGACUCGGGGUUUGAACCGAGCCCGCAAUCUUUGCGAAGCAAGUCGACCGUGUUUGAUCGGCCGACCAGUACGGCUGUGCUGUCCAAGAGGCCACCGGCAUUUACGAUGCUCGAGGAAGGUCGGGCGGCCAGUUCCCGGCCCGAUGGACGCAAACCAGGUGACAAGAAUGCCGUCAACAUGACCACCGUCCAGCAGUCGAUCCAGCGGAACAUUCGCAGAUAUUACAUGGAAAGAAAAAUCUUCCAACACUUGCUCGAGCUGAAAAGCCUGCAGAUCCGGUCGACCAAGAUCAACGAGAGUGUGCUGGUGAAGCGGGCCGUCGACGACUACCACCGGUCGACGAUCGAGCUGGGCUACGAGACGGGGUCGACCCUGAAGCGGUACCCGUACUCGGAGUACUCGUUCAAGAACUUCGAGCUGUUCCUGUACGACACGCUGAAGACGCUGCAGAAGCGCGAGACCUACAACUUCCAGAACAUCUCCGAGGUGUACGACGAGACCGAGCGCCGCCUCAGUCCGGACGUGAGCCGCUACGAACGGGCCCUGAACUGCACGACCAAGACGCAUCGAUGUCUGCACGCGACCCACGCGUACACGGGCAUUCCCUGUGCAGCUUACAUUCCCAUGAUGAACCACCACACCAUCCCCAAGUUUGGAUUUGGUCCGUACAAAUCAUCUUCCACCGGGGUUGGCAGCUUUUUCCUGCCGAAAAUCCUCACCAACCCGACGGACCGGAACUGUCCGGGGGCGGAAGCCGUCGCCGCCGCAGGUCCCAGCAGCAGUAAGGGAAGUCCGCGGAAGGUCAGCCUCAGCAGUCUGCCGGGAAGUCCCCGGAAGCAGCGACUUCAGCAACAUCUAUCUCCCACUCGACAGCAGCUGGUGAUGCCCAGAAUCCCCAGCAGCAGCAGCAACAGCACAGGUCCCAACUCCACCCAGGUCUUCCAGCUGUUGUAGAGGAGGACUCCAACCUGGACUCGAGCAGCUCCGGGCCGUCUCCCGCCGCCGUUGGGACCACGUAGUGCCGAUGGACGGACGUCCCGACUGCCGCUAUAUACAUACUGCCAGAACUGGCCCUCCCCAAUCAGAGGGGGGGAGCAGUUCCUUGUUCGUUGUUCUUUAAAUGUUUGGGUUGUUUCUUCACUGUUUGUAAAACCCACUCUCUCUAUUUCUCUCCUUACCAGUCGCAGAGCUUUCUUCUCUCUUCCGGAUGAGACACCUAGCGGGCACGAGCGCAAGCUUGGUUUUAAUCACUCAACGAGAGGAAGAAAACGCUGCAUUUGUUUAUUUCGAUUAUUGGUAGAGUUUUCAAACAAUUCCAAACAAAACCGGAAAGCAAUUCUUGUUGUAAAUAUGAGCAAAUAAUAUACACAAACAGAUAUACAGUAAUGAUUAGUUCGGUUCUCUGGGACCGAAUUUGAUCGCAACCUUGAACAAAAAGGUGUUUUGUCGACUAUGCUUCAAGAAAUAACUCCCUGGGUUGUCAUCUUUCCGCUACUUCUCCAUCGUUUUCAUUACAAUUGGCUUCAUCCGAGAAUCUUCAUUGUUGUUUUGUUUUCAUGAAAUUCAAUAUCCUCACAACUCAGUUGGUUGUCCACCUUUUCUCCUCAUUCAACAUACAAACAAUAAAU
This is a messenger RNA of Culex pipiens pallens (northern house mosquito), 5354 nucleotides long. Its product is annotated as inversin. Gene Ontology annotation, biological process: protein localization to ciliary inversin compartment. The record is from RefSeq and is a predicted model, not a curated record. The coding region runs from base 16 to 4680 and encodes 1554 amino acids. NCBI's taxonomy places the organism in Eukaryota, Metazoa, Arthropoda, Insecta, Diptera, Culicidae. Gene Ontology annotation, molecular function: protein binding. The transcript has 8 exons. Gene Ontology annotation, cellular component: ciliary inversin compartment.